Molecule: messenger RNA, 2231 nt
Organism: Megalops cyprinoides (Indo-Pacific tarpon)
Lineage: Eukaryota; Metazoa; Chordata; Actinopteri; Elopiformes; Megalopidae
Gene: mcoln2
Product: mucolipin 2
Exons: 14
Coding region: 79-1764 (561 amino acids)
Cellular component (GO): membrane
Molecular function (GO): NAADP-sensitive calcium-release channel activity
Source: RefSeq, a predicted model, not a curated record
GUGAAACUACUGGCGUUAACAUGAUAUUGGCUUGUCUGACAGAGUUAGCAGGUACCAGUUGUAUCUCAGAAAUAUUACAUGGACCUGAAUAUGGAGUGUUUCGUGAGAUAUAACGAAGGAAGUGACCAAGUACGCAGCGCCACAAUUGCCCAGGAUAUAAUGGACGAAGAGGAGAUUCUCAGAGAUGAUCUGAAAUACUACUUCAUGAACCCGUGCGAGAAAUACCGAGCACGCCGCCAGCUGCCAUGGAAACUUGGGGUGCAGAUACUGAAAAUCAUCAUGGUUACCACGCAGCUUGUCCUUUUUGGGCUGAACAAUCAGCUUGUGGUUUCAUACAAAGAGGAGAAUUCUAUGGCUUUCAAGAACCUGUUUCUGAAGGGCUACAGCGGAGCUGACGAGGAUGACUACAGCAUGGCAGUAUACUCUCAACAGGAUGUCUACGAUAGCCUGUUUCAUGUGCUGGAUCAAUAUGCACAGUUAAAGAACCUCUCUGUGGGACCUGUGAGUUAUGCUGCAGAUGACACUAAGCUGGUGCCCCUUGUCAUCUGUAAAGAGCAUUACAGGAGAGCUAGUGUGGAGCCUUCUGAUGAGUUUUACGACAUUGAUGCCCAGACAGAGACAGUUUGCUUGAAGCUGGAUCCCACAACACUUGAUGACAGCAAUUGGAGAAGGGACAAUCAAUCUUUUUUUGUCCUUGACUUUUACAGGCUUAUAGAUGUUAAGAUUACCUUCCAGCUAAAAGGUAUCAACCUACAAACAGUUCGCUCCCGUGAGUUGCCAGAUUGUUACACAUUCUUUGUGACGAUUACUUUUGAUAACAAAUGUCACAGUGGGAAGAUGAAAAUAUUUUUGGAUUUUGAUGCAGUCAGCAGUGCCUGCAAAAACUGGAAAAUUUCAGGAACUGCUCAGAAGAACACCCAUUACCUGCUUAUAUUUGAUGGCUUUGUCAUCGUGGUAUGUCUGACCUCUGCAGUGCUUUGCACCCGCUCAAUCGUACUAGCAGUGAAAUUACUUCAGAGAUUUUCUAGAUUCUUUCAGAUAAAUUACAAGCGCAAAGUGUGUGAAGCAGAUCAAAUGGAAUUCUUGAAUGGGUGGUACAUAUUGGUCAUAAUCAGUGAUAUCUUGGCAAUAGUAGGGUCGAUACUGAAGAUGGAAAUACAAGCAAAGAGUCUUACCAGCUAUGAUGUCUGCAGCAUCUUUCUAGGGAUCUCGACACUGCUGGUGUGGGUUGGAGUGAUCAGAUACCUGGGAUAUUUUCAGAAAUAUAAUGUGCUCAUCCUUACUAUGAAGGCAGCCUUCCCCAAAGUCCUGCGCUUUUGCUGCUGUGCUGGAAUGAUCUACCUGGGCUACACCUUCUGUGGAUGGAUCGUUCUUGGGCCUUAUCAUGAAAAGUUUGAAGGCCUGAGCCGUGUGGCGGAGUGCUUGUUCUCCUUGGUGAAUGGAGAUGACAUGUUCCCCACAUUUGCUCAGUUCCAGGAGAAGAGUUCACUGGUGUGGCUCUUCAGCAGGGUCUAUCUGUACUCCUUCAUCUCACUCUUCAUUUACAUGAUUCUCAGCCUCUUCAUUGCCCUCAUCACUGAUUCCUACGAAACGAUUAAGAAUUACCAGAAGACUGGUUUCCCAGUGACAGACCUCCAGAAGUUCCUGAAAGAACACAAGGACUUCUCCUGUUCUGAAGACAGCAGGGAAACAGGGACAGACUACUUGGUGCUCUGCUGCUGUAGAAGGCCUCCUACAGAUGAUGACAUCUUACUCAUUAGCUGAGGGUAGCAGCAAUAAAGACCACAAGGAGAGUACUGUAUGAACUGAAAAGUUGGGAAGACAUACAGAUUAUUGCCUAGGAAAAUGCUGGAUUUCAUUACAGACAAAAUCAAGAUGGACAAGAUAAAGAACAUUUAACAGACAGAAUGGCAGAUGAAGCCAUGGUAUUCCACUGGGAGCAAGUAAAAGCUCUUAGUGACAAUGUUGCGGUUUUUUACAUUUCUGUUUAAUGUGAAACUGAUAUCCACGGAAGAGACAUGUCAGCUUAGCAUUAGCCGGAAAAAGGAAGCCUAAUAGUAGCCAUUUGUUUGUAAUGAAAAUUGUUGGUACAAAUGGAUACCAAUGCAGUUAGUGGCUGGAGUGAAAGCCAUUCGAUUAAGGUUUACAGGAAAUGAUGUCCAUGUUUGUACUGCAAUAGCUUGGCUCCUGUGUGUUUACACUGAUGCAUAAUGUGCAAUAAUUUCUGUAAA